Molecule: messenger RNA, 2123 nt
Organism: Dufourea novaeangliae
Lineage: Eukaryota; Metazoa; Arthropoda; Insecta; Hymenoptera; Halictidae
Exons: 12
Coding region: 9-2123 (704 amino acids)
Source: RefSeq, a predicted model, not a curated record
GCUGUACAAUGAGGGAUUACGAAGACGUUGUUCAUAAUCAUCCUAUACGCAUGGGAGAGAUGGAAAUUGUGAAGCGAAUACACAGAAAGUUACCUGCCCUGAUUGAAUUGUGUUUUUCUGUUGAUUGUACCUUUUCCAUCGUCAAGAAGAUUCUUGGAAAUAACGCGAUGCGUUACUGGAAUGCUAUGAACUGUGUCAAAUACGACGUUGGGUGUCCAAGUUCAGGAGGUUGGAGCACAUGGGGAUCUUGGUCGUCGUGCACUGCUGUCUGUGGCAGAGGUCAGAAAUAUCGCACACGAACCUGUAAUAGUCCAGUUCCUUCUCAUCCUGAAUUAAUGUGCGAUGAUUCUUCUUUGGAAAUGAAAGGCUGUCUGGGACUUAGCUGCAAAAAGCACUCAACGGGAACUUGGACUGAUUGGAGCAAUUGGAGUGUAUGUAGUGUACAAUGUGGCAAUGGUAUUCAAAUAAGAAGACGGUCAUGUUCCAAGGUGCAAAGUACUCAGGAAACAUCCUGCGAAGGUCCAAAUAAAGAGAUAAAAGCUUGUACAAUUAGUAACUGUUCCGUCAACGGUUUAUGGUCCUCAUGGACACUUUGGACAUCUUGCUCGUCAAAUUGUGGAAUAGGCACACAGUUGAGAAAUCGCAUGUGCAAUAAUCCAUCCCCAAGCGGUGGUGGUGUCCCUUGUUCUGGUUCUGCUUCCGAGGUUCGUCAAUGUUUCAGCAAACCAUGCACAGUUAAAUCGCACGAGGUAGCGCAUUUCACAGAAAAAAGCAGUCUUUCAUACGCCAUAAAUGGAAGACCUUCGCGUUUACUUCAUAUAUAUUUAAGAUUUUUACCACUGGUACCAUUUGGUGUGCUUAUUCAUCGAUACGAUAGCGAUUGCAAGGGAUCGUUCUGUGACUUUGUAAAGUUGUCUUUGCAGAAUGGAAAAGUAGUACUCUUAUCUCAAAUUUCGGGCUGUACAAUGGGUUUAGUUCACGAAGACAAGCUGGAAAUUGGAGAAUGGCAUGUGAUAUUUGCGGUAAUAUGUGGGAUACACGGUGUGUUACGUAUCGACAAUGGUCUGCACAGAGUUGCUACUUUUUCGUGUAUUCCAAUGUCACAUAAUUUGGAUCAUGUUAUGACAGUCGGAGAAGCAUUUCGCGGUCAAAUUCAAGAAAUAGUUAUUAACUUUGUGUCUAUUCCACUUCGUGUACCGAAGGGUGUAUAUAAUCGAAAGCAUAGAAAUGCUCCUUUUAGUAUCAGUAAUGUGCAAUAUUUACUGGGAGAUGACGAGGAAGCUUUUAUACCUGUUAGUUUAACAGAAUCAGUUGCUGCACCGUGUCCAAAAAACAUGGAAUCUUGGCAAAUCACUGUUGCGAUAAAAGUAGAAGAUGUAAAUGGCAUUGUGGCAAUUAUACCAGACGACUUUUGCAACAAAUACAUCUUACUACUACUGGAAGAGGGCAGAGUGAAGCUACGGUUUCAUCAGGGAGCAACUCAUGUUGCUGCUGAAAGCACAGAACAUAUUUUAACAGGAGAAUGGUUCGAGGUAGUACUAGUUCAAGAUGGUAAAAAAUUGUACAUGCAAAUUAAUGGAAAUGAGAAGAAAUAUGUGCCUCUAGUUUCUGAAAGAAUGGUUACAGUUGCGACCAGUGUAUUCAUUGGAGCUAUACGCGAUGAAAUAAAAGAGAAGAUAUGUCCGAAAUGCGCAGAAAUACCACAAAUGAGUUUCACUCUUGGAUAUCUUAAUAUAGAUGGAAACCAAGUAGAUCUCCUAUCGUUACCAAUUUUAGAAACAACCAGUAAACGUUUUGCGAGUCGCACUGUUAGUUUAUCUGACUACUACGAAGAAGUCCCUGUAUUAUUAGGUCAAGAGCUCAAGCUAUCGUGUUUCUAUGAUAAAGUUCCUCGUGAGACAAGAAUUCACGCAGCUUCAAAGAAAUCAUCCGUUGCGUGGUUAUUAAUGGAUAAACCAUUGCAAUAUUACGGAAAAACAUACGGUUUUUAUAGACUCCCGGAAAUACUUAACGACGAUCCGACUUCCAUUGUAAAUUUUGUUCAAUCUAAGGAUGGAAUAACUUUACUUGGUGGGCAACAAGCUGCGAAUGAAAUUGCAUUGGGAGUGACAGACGAUAAUUAA